GAACUUUCUAGAUGGUGGAACGUUUCAGAUCUCCACAGCGAACAUUUGGACUCGCAUUCCGUGGUCUGCUAUCUGAUGACAUUGUACUUGUCGUUACUUGGAAAAAGUUCAAUUGCUGCUCUGCAGGCAACCGUGAAAUUGCUAACCUUAGUUAAAUUUCACCGUUUUAAUUUAUACGGUAUGAAAUUUUUUAAAAGGUUUUCUUUUCAGUCUGAAAUGCGUUCCCGAAAGUCUUCAUCGUCAAGCCAAAUCUCGAGUAAAAGUAAACGAGCCCGAAAAGAGGAAAUGACACGAGAAUUUGAAAAUUGUCUCGAACAGGUUUUGACAUGGCUUUUGGAAGCCGAAGAAGAACUAAAUUUGCUAGAAAAUGUGAAUCAGAACGAUUUAAAGGCAGUUCGAAAGCAGUUUAAAGAUUUCGAGCUAUUCAUGGCAUCUCUCACGGAGAGUCAAGAUACUGUAGGAAGAGUUCUGCACAGAGGUCAACUGUUAUGUGGAAAAGCUGAGAACGAAGACGAACGAACAGCAAUCGAAGGCCAAUUGAGAGUGGUGAAUGGCCGAUGGGAGGCACUUCGGGAACUUUCCAUGCAACGACAGAACGAACUACAACUGAACAUCAAUAAACUGCAAAAUUUAGAAUUGGAAUCGAUCGGUAAGUGGUUGGUUGCAAUAGAGUUAGAGAUGACGUCAUGCGAACCGCUGGCUGCAACCGCUGAAGCAGCAAUUCAACAAAUCGAGGCGCAUACUUGUCUUCAGUCAAAAAUCCAUGAUUUUCAGGACACCAUAAAUGAUCUCAACUCAUUCGUCGCUGUGGUUAGUUUUUUUAUGGUUUUCAGAGCGGCACAACUGGAUGGUUUGGCAGAGUUAUGCGCUCGUACGAACGAGGUGUUCGAUAUGCUUAACGAAUGGUUAAAAGAAAGAGAACAUGUACGUUUCGCGAUCCAAGUUUUUCAUUUAAUGACAUUUGUUCAGAUUCGUAUGCUUCAACACGCUGAGACAGCUCUUGAGGCAGAGCAUGGCUCGUUUGUAAAACUUUCACAGUUGAGUUGUGAACUGGUGGCACGUUUGGAAAAAGGGAAUAGCGCUGCUGCGAACGAUGUCCGUCGUCGUUUGGACACCGUCACCCAGCGAUGGGACAAUCUGGUAGCGAGGAUUGAGGAACAUAGUCGAACGGUAUUUCUUCCUUUUAUAAAUAUUCAUCCAAUUAAGAUUGUCGAGCGAUUUCUACGACAUGUUACCAAGCUGGCAACCGAAUUAGAACCACUUCAAGCUUGGUCCGCUUCCUUUACAAUUUCGAAGAAACCUGAACAGGUUCGGAAGAUGAUCAACAUUUGUCAGGAGAAACUUAUCGAAAUCAAAGAGCAAGAGGCGAGAGUCAAUCGUCUGCAACUUGAACUCGAACAUAUGCAUCUCAGCUCCAGCCUUUCAAAGUCUCAACUCAAGAAAGCCAAUGACGCAUUCGAAACGUUCGCUAAGAGUUGGGCAAAAAUUGUGACGAAGAUCAGCGAAGCGAUGAAUGUGCUGACGGGACAGGAUAUGUCCGACAAGGAGACGCGUGUGGCGAAAGGCAUUUUGCUUGUUGGAUUUAAACUUCAUCUAUUUCAGAAUAAAAACGUAACAUUCAUUGAAAAAGAUCCAUUGAAGAGGGCGAUUUUAAAGAAAGGCUUGGAUAUUGUCAGAAAACGAAUCGAAGUCCUUACAGAGGUAUUUCUUUUAUCAGUGAUUCAGUUUACAUUAUUGAAAAAAGAGGAUGUGAAGAAUGAAACACAAGAUGAACAAACGACAUCAAAAACUGAAGCAGAGGUGAAUUUGGAGCUGGAGAAUAAGUGGUGUACGGUAGGCGAUGUGGAUUUGCUGGACAAGGAAGUGCAAAGAGCUCAAAAAAUUGUCGAAUUAGCACGAAAAGAAGAAUUAAAUGCUGAAACAAUAGAAAAAAAAGAAAAAUCACCGAGUAAAUUUAGCAAUGCACUUUACUCUGGUUGGGUUUGCAGUAUCGCGGUGUCGGUGGAGGCGACAAGCAGCAGUGAUUUAUCGAUUGGCGGCACGAUUGUUGAAUUGGAGCAUGCUCGAGAACAGCUCACUUCAUACCAGACACUGAAGAAGGAAGCCGAGAGAGCUGCCGAAAAGAUGCUCGCUCUUGACGACAAUGUGCCACAAACGGUAAUUGAAGUAUUUUUUCAGCUUUUUAAAACUUUUCUUCUUUUAUUGAACUAUGAACAUUACUAUCAUUGCGAUGAUUUUCAGAAUCUUGAGAGUCUUCUGGAAAAAGUGGACUCACCGUUAGAAGUGGACGAGUCAUCCAUACCGUCAAUGGACGAGUUGUUCGUACGCGAAUCGUAUUUGCGACUGAAUGAAACACGACGGCGACUCGCGGACGCCACGCGGAAGCGAAUCGCCGCGUUGUCGCGUGCUGUCGCCGACUGUGAACACUUUGAGAAGCAAAUGGCGGACAUACAACAAUGGAGCAGUACCGUCUCCACAUUGUUGGAUUUGCGAAAAUCCAGUGAUGUGUCUGCGUUGGAUGUUCCGGAUGAAUACAAGGCUGAAGUUCCUUUUCAUCUAUUUCAGGAAUUGGCUCGUGAAUUCGAAAUAUGGUCGACAACACUUGAAGAAAUUGGUGAUUGGCUACAGCAAGGCGAACGCCGUGACAACGAACGAUUUCAUGAUCAGUUCACCCAUGCGAAGAAUACAAUGAUGGAGCUAAGCCUGAAAUUUGCUAAUUUCAAGCAUCCGAGAGCGUUUGAGGAGAAGCUGGAAAGAACAUUCCAUAAACUCGGCGACAUUGAGAUUUCACUUGAUGAUAUGACUGGUAUCGAAGCAGUUUUCUGUAGUGAAACACUUGAUGACGCUAAACGUCUUGUGAAGAAGUUGAUCUCCAUCGAAGAAGACGUGCAUAGUCUUGAAAAAGGAAAAGAACAGCUCAUUCAGGUUAAGAAAGAUUCACUUACUGAGGAUACGAUAGAACGACUAGAAGAUUGUGUUGAGACGUAUGCCAAGCUUUUACAAGAAUCCGAAGCGGUGGAAAUAUUUCUGGAUGGACUAGAUUCUAAUGAUGAGGAAGCAGUACAAGAGCUAGUGAAUGAAUGGAAUCGACAUGAAGCAUCGUUGAGAAAUCUGGAAGAAUUGGAACGAGUGCUUCGUGAGUACGCCGUGAAGGUCAGCGACAGUGUGUGCGCCGAGAAGCGUCGCCGAGCCGAUGCCCUGAAGAUGCGUCUCGAUGGCUGGACGCGGACCGUUCAGGAAAUGAAUAAUGAUGAGGAGACUCUUUUAAUGGAAGUCGAUGAGCUUCACGGCUAUUUGGUUAACGAACUCGAUAAGAUUAAAGACAAGGAGCCCGAAGAGAUCGCCAGUUCACUGCGAUUCCUACGAGGUGAUCGCGACCGCUUGUCGUCGCGCGCGCGAAAGCUGGCGGCCAUGAAUCCACGCCUCGCGAACGCGAAGCUCUGCAGCGAAGUUGCAGAUCGAUGGCAACAGCUCGAAUCGCGGCUGCAUUCGCCGCCUCCUGUUGAUCUACUCAAAACGAAAUUCGUCGAGGCUGAGGUCAGCUUGGAUUUCGACGCGUCUCCAGUCAGCGAUGUGUAUCAGUGGGAAAAACGAGUAAAGGCUGUCGACGAUUUUCUCAACGAAUCGCAAGCAGUACUCAAUGAAGUCAUUGAAACAGGCCGAAAUCUGGCGAAUAGCGGUCGAAUGGAGCUCGACACGCAUUGCGCCAUCGAGAAACUGGACGAGAUUGUAGCCAUCGCUGAUCAGGUUCCUAUAGAAUCACAAAAAUCUGCUUUGGAACCGCUUUUCGCCCAAGCAGAAGCAUUGGACAGAGAUCGCGAAGCUGCUGAAGAGGUGGUGGAUUCCCUGACAGCUCGGAAUCUCGACGAUCCAGUCAUCGCCAAUGCCACACGGCAAGAUCUCGCCGAUCGCGAUUCGCAAUUUGCAGCCUUAUCACAGCGAGCAGCCAGAAUUCAUGCAGCUCUACCUGGAAAAUCAAGUUCAAGUCGCGACACCACGCUGGCAACACUCGGCGACAAAUUGUCUCGUCUCGAAUCGAUACUUAUCGCCAAGCACGUGGUGCCAUCACGAGCUGCUAAUGCGACACCGAUUCGAACGUCUCCUGAUCGAACAAGUAUGAGCAGUACGGGACCGCUAGGUUCGUUACAGUAUGACUAUUUCAACAAAGACUUUAUGAAAAAUUUAACUGACUAUUCAUUAAAACAAAACGAUGACAAACAUCAGCUUCGACAAGGACUCGAAAAUCUGCAGUUCUGUUGCAUGAUUCAGAUUCGCAGCGACCUCGUGGACCGAUUACAAUCAUUGGCACAACUACGACGUGAUUGCGAGUCAUUCUGGAGAAUCGUGGACGACGUGGCACAUCGUGGCAGAGAUCUACAACGACGAGCGGCAGCAAUCAACGAAGCGGUGAUUUUCACUCCAUCACCUGAUCAUGUGAUGGCUUGUCGUAGCGAUGCUGCAGUACUCAAGAACGAUGUGGCAUUGAUCAAGGAGCGAGUACAGCAGGUGAACGCCAAUCACGAGAAGCUUGGUGGGAAAUACGAGAAGGUGGAUGCGAUGCCACGAUUGAACGCUCGCGACUCGGCUAACUGGCAAAUGCUUACACAGCUGCGACACUGGUUGAAUGAACUGGAGCGAGACGCAAGUCUUACGGUCGAUUUAUGUGAUCGUAAUGCGAUUCGUGACAUGACGAACACGGUCAAGGUAAGACAGGGAAAUGCCAUAUUGGAUACGUAUAUCCGCGACGAUGCGCAUACGAUGAGUCAUGAGUUGAGUAAACUGAACAUGCGCUGGAGUAAAUUCAACGAUAAUUUGCGUAUUCGACGCGCCGUUUUGGAGGCAACGCUCAGAUCGCAUAACGAUUUCAACACUGCAUUCAUCGAUUUUGAAGAGUGGUUGAAAAAAAUCGCGACGAGAGUCACCGAACUCGAAACGCUCACACAAAACACGCAAGCGCUAAAAGACACCGCUAAACGACACGAGUGGAUUCAACAACACAAGGAUCUCGAAAGCGAGCUCAACGCACACGAAUCGGUACUGACAGCAGUGGAUGCGAUGGGACAGAAGCUGUGCGCCGGGCAAGAGAGUGGAAAGGAGAAAUCUGACGUGCAAAAUAGAUUGAACGCUGUUUGUCAGAAGUGGAAAGACAUUGAUGCCUUCAUCCUACAAACUCGACUAACCGAGGCUGAACAGGAGUGGGAAAAACUAACAAACAUAUUGUCGUCUCUGAUUGGUUGGAUCGAGGAUAAGAGCAAAGAAAUGUUAUCGCAACAACCAGUUGGUGGUUGCCUUUCGGCUGUAAUGGCUCAAAGUGAACCCCAAAUUAACGAAGCGAUUACUAAUGCACACUCAUUCCUCAUGCAACAUGACUUACGACCGAAAAUCCACCGUACUGGUGUCUUGGCUGAGGACGACGAUGCCGACAAGCUCGACGUUGUACAACGUCGUUGUGGACUAAAAAUUCAUGCGGAUUGCGAAAAAUUGAAGGAGAAAUGGGCAGAACUGGGCACUCAGUUCACCGAUUGGGAUCAAGCCGUUCACGCGGCCGCCUUGCGUCUUCAGGAACUGGAGCGAGCGUUGGCCGAAUGUCAGCUUCAUCUAAGUUUACCAUACUCUCCGCUUCACUUCUGUUCUUUUUUUUUCUUCAGCGCCGUCGAAUCCGAAGUGGAACAUCUGCGUCCGGUUGAGCGUCUACGACUCGAAGAAUUGAAAGACGCACGUCGCGUUUGCGAAUCGCUAGCAAUAAGAGUUGGCGAUUUGAGAAUCCAUGUCGACGACGCGAACGACGCGUGUGGACGAGUUCUAGCUGCCGAUGCGCCACUCGACCAACAUCCUAGGAAUCAGCUCGAUGCUGUCAAUGAGCGGUUCUUGGCUCUGAAGACAGCGUUACGUAUUCGAAGUGCUGCUCUUCGUAAUGCACUGGCCGAUUUCGGUCCGUCAUCUGAGCACUUUCUUAACCAGAGCGUUGCUCUUCCAUGGCAACGUGCCAUCUCCAAAACGAACCAGUUACCGUACUACAUCGAUCAUACCACCGAAAAAACACAGUGGGAACAUCCCGUAUGGGUAGAAAUGACGAAGGAACUCUCUCAAUUCAAUCGAGUGAAAUUCAUCGCCUAUCGAACGGCGAUGAAACUUCGAGCACUCCAGAAACGACUCUGUCUGGAUCUAAUCGAUAUACCGAUGCUUGAAAAGUGUUUUUCUCGUCUAGUUGGUCUUUCAAAUGAAGAAUCACCUGGAUUGGAGGGCAUGGUGAGCAGUAUUUUGCCGCUUUUCGAACAACUAAAUGCUAAAUAUCCUCAAAUGGUUCGGAGUGUUGCGCUGGCUGUUGAUCUGUGUAUCAAUUUCCUAUUGAAUCUGUUCGAUCCGUCUCGCGACGGGCUUCUGCGCGUUUUAUCUUUCAAAAUCGCUCUGACUGUUCUGUCAAGUGCUCCAUUAGAGGAGAAAUAUAGAUUUCUCUUCAAUUUGGUAGCGCAAGACGGACAAGCGGAUCAGAAACAUAUCGCUCUUCUAUUGUACGAUCUCAUCCAGAUUCCGCGGCUUGUCGGCGAAGCAGCAGCGUUCGGUGGUUCGAACGUCGAGCCGUCAGUGCGUUCCUGUUUCGAGAUGGUCCGUCUGGCACCGACGAUCUCACUGACUCCGUUCCUGGAAUGGAUGAAACAGGAACCGCAGAGUGUCGUCUGGUUACCGGUGAUGCACCGUCUGGCUACUGCUGAAUUCGCUAAGCAUCAGGCUAAAUGUAACGUGUGCAAGAUGUUUCCCAUCGUCGGAUUACGGUAUCGAUGUCUGCGAUGUUUCAAUCUGGACCUCUGCCAGAACUGUUUCUUCAGCCAACGUACUGCCAAGAAGCACAAACUCAAACACCCGAUGCAGGAAUACGCAGUUCCAACAACAUCAACUGAAGAUGCUCGUGAUUUUGCUCGUAUGGUGCGAAAUAAAUUCUCCAGAAGUAAAAACAGUCUUGGAUAUCUUCCAGUUGAUGUCACUGACGAAGGUCGCCCGUUGGCAGCACUACCUCCGGCGGCCCAGAAUGCAGCCACCGAGGCCCUUCAUCAGCGUUCGGCCACCUUGGCGAAUCGUCUGGCACUGUUGACCGCCUCGUUGCCAGCUGAACCACGAGACGAACGAGUGGCCGACAUUCAGAGUCCGGCACAAAUCAUCAAUCAGGUGGAACAAAUGCAAAAAGAUGAACUGGAUCAGGUUUUACAACGUCUUCAACUGGAAAAUUUGGAAUUAAAGCGAGAGCUGGAACGUCGAAAGCUAGCAGUCUCCAGUACACCCGAUUUAGACAAAACAUUGUUAAGCAGUCGUCGAAGUGUCGGUCGAGGCGCCACACUGCCACGGCCGAACCACGGCCGAAGUGUGCCUUCUCUACAAAAUGCCCACAGUCAGAACGAUGUGAUGGAUGAAGCCAGAGCAUUGCGUCUCCACAAGCAACGACUAGAGCAUCGGUCGCGAAUAUUGGAACAACAAAAUGAACAACUUGAACUACAAUUACGACGGCUGAAGAAAGUCAUUGAGCAGGUGAGCAGUGGGGAUCGAACACGCGAACAACUAGCUUCACAACGUGCCCUCUACGACUCAUCAUCUCGUUCACGUUUAUCUGAACGAACUAAUUGGAAAAAUGAUGGAGCUGUGGAAUCCGAGAAUCGAACUACCCGCAUGCAAUCUCUAUUAGCAACUGUUGACGACCUUGGUCGUGCUAUGGAAAAUUUGGUGGUUUCGGUGGUAUACGAUAGCGAUCAAGAGCAUUGA
Messenger RNA from Angiostrongylus costaricensis, 7752 nucleotides. Lineage: Eukaryota; Metazoa; Nematoda; Chromadorea; Rhabditida; Metastrongylidae. The record is from the annotation of a GenBank genome assembly.